Molecule: messenger RNA, 972 nt
Organism: Danaus chrysippus (African queen)
Lineage: Eukaryota; Metazoa; Arthropoda; Insecta; Lepidoptera; Nymphalidae
Source: the annotation of a GenBank genome assembly
AUGUCUGACAGUGGAGACAGCGAUGUUUACUGGGUACCCUAUAAGGAAAGGCCGGAAUGGAGCGAUAUAACUCCCGUUCCCGAAGAUGAUGGGAUUACACCAGUAGUGGUCAUUGCACAUUCCGAAAAGUUCAAAGAUGUCUAUGAUUACUUCAGAGCAGUGUUACAGAAGAAUGAAAAAUCUGAGCGAGCAUUACAUCUCACAAAGGAUGCCGUAGAACUCAACCCAGCAAAUUAUACCGUGUGGCAAUAUAGGAGAGAUCUGCUCAAAGAAUUAGACACAGAUUUAAGAUCAGAGUUGUAUUAUGUGGAAUGUGUCAUAAAACAGUCUCCAAAGAAUUAUCAGGUGUGGCAUCACAGAAGAGUGUUGGUUGAAUGGCUCCAAGAUCCUUCCCAAGAAUUGGAUUUGACGGGAGACACUCUAAUAUCAGAUCCUAAGAAUUAUCACGCAUGGCAACAUCGACAGUGGGCGAUCAAAACUUUUGGACUAUUUGAUAAUGAACUAGAGUUUGUCGACAAUCUUAUAUCAGAAGAUGUCCGCAACAAUUCAGCUUGGAACCAACGCUACUUUGUUAUGAACAAUCAUUUAGGAUGGUCAGAUCUUAAUGUACAGAAAGAGAUAUGUUAUACUUUAGAAAAAAUCAGAUUCAUCAAAAACAAUGAGAGCGCCUGGAAUUAUUUGAGAGGUGUCUUAUUACAUGACAAAAGAGGUCUAAGUGGUAAUGCCGUGGUGCUGUCAUUUUGUGAAGAUUUAUUUAAGAAUAGAUGCCAUUCGCCUUACCUAUUGGCAUUCAUUAUUGAUAUCUGUGAUGAAGUUAUAAAGAAAGGAGAGGCAAGUCUUAUGUAUGGACCAGAACGGGCCCUAGAGCUUUGUAAGGCACUCGCUGAUAAAUAUGACAAAAUUAGAACAAAAUAUUGGAACUAUAUGGCAAAUAAAUUCAAAGCACUCAUAGAUUUGAAAGCUACUUACUAA